This is a messenger RNA of Helicoverpa zea (corn earworm), 3859 nucleotides long. Its product is annotated as MICOS complex subunit Mic60-like. Bases 101 to 2242 code for a protein of 713 amino acids. Gene Ontology annotation, biological process: cristae formation. NCBI's taxonomy places the organism in Eukaryota, Metazoa, Arthropoda, Insecta, Lepidoptera, Noctuidae. The transcript has 18 exons. Gene Ontology annotation, cellular component: MICOS complex. The record is from RefSeq and is a predicted model, not a curated record.
CUUUAAGAAACGGACCUAUAAAAAAGUCUAUUCUCCGUGGUCGAUAUUCUGUAGUCUCUGAGUUUUGACAGCCCAAGUGGAAAGAGAUUCGUACCGAAAAAUGUUAAAAUUUACGAACAGUUUAACUAAUGCUAAAUUAGUAUUGGUAAGGCGACAUAUGAGCGAUGGCUCUUGCGCCGCCUUGAUUGUAAUGCGCAACCCGCAUCGGCGGUAUGCAACUGAACAAAAGCCAGACCCAUCAUGCAGGGCUCCCCCAGAAGCCCCAAAGAGUCACAAGUUAUUCUGGGGGGCGAUCGGGGCAACCAUACUUACAGGAGCUGCAGUUGUUUAUGCGAAGAACAGUCCACGUACCCGCAACUGGCUAGAGUCAAACGCUCCUUGGGCUAACGACCUUGUGGCUCUAGUCUACCAGGAGAACACAACUUACUGGAAGGCGGCUUCUAACCAAUUCAACAGGACAACCACUUACCUCGGCGAAUUCUUGUUUGGAAAGGAGGGUGUAACUCCAACGGAAUUGAAGAAUAGAUCUGACCAAGAUAUUGAGAAGGAUGCUGAGGAACAUUUCUCAAAGAAAUCUUAUCAAUUGCCGCCGCCCCUAUUUGAACCUUUGUACGUCGAAGAGAAACCUCUGAAGAAGCCAGAAGUUGAUUCUAAUGCGACUCUGAUUCAAACCGACAAGUGUGAACCUCAAACUACAGUGGUGAUUAAAAUAACCAAAGACAUGGUUGAGUUGGAACAUGAUAUGCAUGAAAAUGUCAAGAUAGCCAUAGACAACUAUAAACUGGCUACAUCCUUCUGCGAUGAAUAUAACAAGGCUUUAUUCAAGAUAGUAGAGACAUCUGUCGACGAUUUAGAAAAGAAACACUACUCAGGGCUGGCAGGGCUGAAUGUGCAGAAAGAAAACGCAGCCAAGAAAGCUAGAGAGGCCUCGGCUAAAGCUAAACUUGCCCUUGAGACCCUCGACCGCAUGAUAAAAUCGGGUCAGAUGCAGGCGCCGCCGGAGAGCCUCGCCACCACCAAGCGAUACAUCAAGCAGUUCCGAGCUGAUCUCACCAGCGCUGAGGACACGUACGCACAGGAGCUCGCCAAGUCAUCGCUCAGCGAGAAGUAUUGGAAUAAGGUGGAGGCGGCGCGAGGCAUGUUCAGAGAGGAGCUACAAGCGUUGUUCCCCGGCAUCGACUUGUGUGCGAAGAAACUCGACAUUAAAGGCGACGUCGAUCUCUUGCUCGCCUACACGCUUCAAAAGGUACAAUACCUGCAAAACCAACUCGCUGAGUUGCAGACAGUACGCGAUCUGAAGAUCAACAGGGCUAUCGAAUGCAACGACGAGAAAGCACUUAUCGAAGCUAAGGCCGAGGAUAUUAUUAGAAACGAAAGGAGUGCAAUGGAGGCGGAAUACUUGAAGAAGAGUAUACAAAUCCAAUCGGAGGCGAAUAGACAGACUAAGGAAGCGUUGAAGAAGCAGAUGGAGUUACAACAAGAAGUCAUGCAGGCCAGACUCGCUAAGAGAGAGCAAGAGAUGAUGGCCAACUUCGCCCGCGCGGUCUCCGAGGAAGUGGAGGCCGAACGUGUUGAGUUCAAGAAGGAGUUAGCAGCCAUGGCCGGCAAGCUCAAAGCUAUUGAAGAUACUUUGAAGCAGCGUUCAGGGGCCGAAGCCGAAGCCCGUCGCUCGCAGUCUCUGUGGACGGCGGCGGAGGCUCUGCUGGCCGCCACGCGCCGCUCCGUGCCCGACACCAAGGUCGACAACGAGCUCAAAGCUUUGGAGAAGGCUGGCAAAGACGACAAGCUAGUAGAAACAGUGCUGAAGGGCAUUCCCCCUGAUGUGCGCGAAAAGGGAAUCGUCACUGAGAAGGCGCUGCGAGAAAGGUUCGAAAAGAUGGAGCAAACAGCGGUGAAGGUGGCGCUAGUGGGCCGUGACGGCGCCACGCUGCCGGUCUACUUCAUGUCCUGGCUGCAGUCUUUGCUGCUGUUCAAGAAGUUCUCUGAUAUUCCUAAGGAUGAGUUGGACAACAAGCCCACAGACUUCACUCAGUUAGACACCUUUGAUAUUAUGCAAAGGGCAAGGUACCACAUGGACCACGGCAACCUGCCGGCAGCGCUGCGCUACGUGAACCUGCUGCAGGGCGCGCCGCGCGCCGCCGCGCGCGCGUGGGCCGACGCCGCGCGCCGCCACCUCGAGAUCCGCCAGGCGGCCGAGGCCGUCAUGGCGCAUGCCUCCGUCUCCUCGCUGCUGUAUCACUAGGACAAUCUAGCUUACCUGCAAUACCGUCUCCGUCUUAGCUCCCUGUAAGCUAUAGUACCGUCGCGGGGGCUCGGCGAAUACAAGUUUUUGACCGACUUCGAAAAUGGAGGUUCUCAAUUCGACCUUUUUUUUGCUAAUCGACUUACAAUUAACUACACACUACCUUCAAUUUUAAUUUCAAGCUCCAAAAACCGGGAUAUAAAUGCCAAUAACAGAUUCUCUGAGUCUUAUCCAGGCUUGACGAAUACAAGUUUUGUACUAAUUAACUCACCUCUCGAACAAAACUACCUUCAAUUUUCAUUUUAAGCACCAAGAUGAAAAUACCGAUAACAGUUUCUCUGAAUUUCCGAAUUAGUACCAUUAUAUUUUUCGUGGUACUUUCACCCGCCUACGCUAGAAAGAAGGUUAUGUUUUAGUUACAAAAAAUUUUGCGUAUAAUAGUUCGCCGCCCCUAGUAUAUCCUUCACCUUGUAAUAUUACAAACAUCUCAUAAUCUGGCAACACUUUUGCCAUUUAUGUCUGGCAACACUGAUACUAGAUAUUAAUGAACAUCAAAUUGAAAGUUAUAUUUCAGUAACACCAAAAACUUUCAGAGGUGUCAAUUUAAACGUAUCAAACUUUCAGUAGUAAAUGGCGCUCUAUUUCAGUUUUUUUUUUAACUAACGUCAUUAUUAAUUAACGCUUGUUGGCGUAAACUAAUGAACUCAAUAUAAAAAGUUUAUUUAUCAUUAUUGAAAUAUUAUACAAAGGUGAAGGUAGACGGUUGAAAAUUUUACUUAUGAAUCAGUUACGUGUUUCGCGUAGUCAAGAGAAAAUAGACCUUAAUGUUAUGGACACAGCACUUAUUAUUAUUAACAACAGCUUACAAAGCCGUGGGUAUUCGGUACUGUCCACUUUCAUUACUCUUUCAAAGUACUAAAGAUGAAAUAUUUCUUAGAGAAUUACUAACUAACCGCGACUUAGUGCUAGUAGUACUAUUUAAGUACAUACUGCCUUUCAUUUAUUGUAAGAAGUUGGAAUCCACCAAUCAGCUUACGAUUUAGAUUUGUAGGUAAUAAUGUCGCAAUUGUUAGCUUGGCUAAGGCCAGUAUUCGAUCAAGAUUUAUCAAAUGGAUAUAAAAAAAUCACCUAAUUAGACUGGGCUGUCAGAAUUUAGGUGCUAAAACGAACGUUUGAUAUAAAUAGUAUCAUUCGAUACGAUUAAAAACUUUUGUGGCAUACACAACCUCUAAACGUUUGAUAAAAACGAUAUUUUUUUGACAAGUUUAGUUGAUUGUAUUCAUUUUUUUUUCAAUUAGUCUUUUCACUUAUAAUUUUACUGACCUUUACCUGUUUUGAGGAAAGUGAUGUAUUAAAGGUACCUAAAAAUUGUAAAACUAUUGUUAUGUUAAAAAAUUAGGACCCGAAAAUGUUAAGUUUCUUCAAAACAGAGGAUUUUUUUUAUGUUAGCACAAAUGUGUCUGCAUUUAUUCCAAAAAUAACUAUCUGAAUAUUUAGAUUCCGUAAAUUAUUAUUGUGCCAGCGAAGAUAAUUUGUGGAGGUUUCCUUUAAUUUUAGUAAUUUAUGUAAAUAUAAAAAUAUUGUAUGUAAUAAAUUAAAAGAUGAUUUUUAUGUCAA